AUGGCGACCUUGACCGUGCCGCAGGAGGGCAAGAAGAGGCAGCGAGUCUCACUCGCUUGCCUCGCGUGUCGUCAAAGGCGCAUGCGUGCCCGGAUCCGAAAUCUAGAAGCUCAGGUGGUAUCACUAGGCUCCCAACCAACAUCUACUUUGAAUCCAAAUACCGAAGAGGCUGGACAAGACGAGAGCACCGACGACGAAGACCAAGGUCCAUUGUCCGACCUCACUGGCCUCGUCGGCCGCCUCAAUGUCAUAGACGACGGCCAGCUCCACUACUUUGGGUCUCAGAGCUCAUAUAACCUCGUUCGGGAGCCCCUCCGUGAGGCCGACCCUCACAAGCCGUCUCUCAAAGUCCAGAGACAGGGUCUCGCCGCUGCAGCGCAACUCGGAAAACUCGUCACUGUCUCUGACGAACUCCAGGACCACCUGCUCGAACUGUACUGGCGGUGGCAGAACCCGUGGAACUACGUGAUCCACAAGAGCGCGUUCCUGAAGAGCUUCCGGGGCGAAGAUGAUGGCAAGUACUGCUCGCCGCUUCUGUUGUGCUCAAUUUUUGCCAUCGCGGCGAGGUACUCAGACCGCCUUGAGCUGAGGUCGGUGGUGGAUGAUCCUAGUACUGCGGGGGAUGCGUUUUCCGAGCAUGCCAAGAUACUGCUGCUGUACGAAAGCGAAGCUCCUACAAUCACGACUGUUCAGUCCGCUUGCCUUAUGGCUUUGCGAAUCAUGUCAGACGGCAAGGAGGCUCUUGGAUGGUUAUAUUCGGGUGAGUUUUGUUAG
Molecule: messenger RNA, 774 nt
Organism: Colletotrichum spaethianum
Lineage: Eukaryota; Fungi; Ascomycota; Sordariomycetes; Glomerellales; Glomerellaceae
Product: nitrogen assimilation transcription factor nit-4
Exons: 2
Coding region: 1-774 (257 amino acids)
Biological process (GO): DNA-templated transcription
Molecular function (GO): DNA binding; zinc ion binding
Source: RefSeq, a predicted model, not a curated record